Messenger RNA from Pseudophryne corroboree (corroboree frog), 1656 nucleotides. RefSeq names its product transmembrane protein 229b-like. The transcript has a single exon. NCBI's taxonomy places the organism in Eukaryota, Metazoa, Chordata, Amphibia, Anura, Myobatrachidae. Bases 17 to 487 code for a protein of 156 amino acids. The record is from RefSeq and is a predicted model, not a curated record.
CCUGGGUAUUGCCGGAAUGCAGAGACUGGGAUCCCUUCAUGGGAUCUGUCGUUGGUAUAUUUAUGCAACUCAUGGACUGUUAUGUGAAAUAAUGUUUACAGCGACAUGGGACUUUUUCACCACCUUCAGCUGGAAGCUGAUAGGAGUCAGUAGCAUCUGGGCAUUUUUCAUAUAUGGAACAGCAAUUUUCAUCAUAGAAAAAAUGUCUCUAUAUCUGCAGACAAGAUGCCAUCUUUUGUGUAGGUGCCUAAUAUACACCCUAUGGACAUACCUAUGGGAGUUUUCCACUGGCUUCAUAUUGAAGAGUCUUGAUGCUUGCCCUUGGGACUAUUCUCACUUUCCUGGACACAUCAUGGGCCUUAUCACCAUGGAGUAUGCCGUGCCGUGGUUUUUUGGCUGUAUGAUAGCAGAACAGGUGGUGAUCAAACAUACACUUAAUCUGCAAUUGUCCCAGAAAGGAAACCAUAAAAAACACAAGGGGAUUUAACACUAUACAAGCCUUUGCAAUCGCACUAUAGACUUAAUAAAGCUGCAAUGACUUAGAUAAAAUAAUGAAAUCAAUAUAAACAUUGUAUCAAUAUUCAAGUCUAGUAGUAAAUAAUGGGACUACUAUCUGUCAAAGCUGCUAUGUUCUAUUGCAAUUAGUAAUCCCAACAAACAUUGGUGGUCAUUCCGAGUUGAUCGCUCGCUAGCAGUUUUUAGCAGCCAUGCAAACAAAUUGUCGCCGCCCACCGGGGAGUGUAGUUUCGCUUUGCAGAAGUGCGAACGCCUGUGCAGCAGAGCGCCUGCAAAAACAUUUUGUGCAAAACAAGACCAGCCCUGUACUUACUCUUCGCAUGCGUUGAUUCUAACGUUGGUGGGUUGGCUUUUGACGUCACACAUCCGCCCUGCAUUCGCCCAGCCACGCCUGCAUUUUCCCUGGCACGCCUGCGUUUUUCUAAGUACUCCCUGAAAACGGUCAGUUGACACCUAGAAACGCCCCUUUCCUGUCAAUCUUCUUGCGGCCACCAGUGCUAAUGAAAACGUCGCUAGAACCUGUGCAAAACCACAAAGGCCUUUGUACCCGUACGUUGCGUGUGCGCAUUGCGGUCCAUACGCAUGCGCAGAAAUGCAGAUUUUUAGCCUGAUCGCUGCGCUGCGAACAACGGCAGCUAGCGAUCAACUCGGAAUGACCCCCAUUGCACCAUCUAUAGUCAAAAUCGCAAGAAAAGUUAGUGCAGAUCGCAAGAUGAAAGUCACCUUGCGAUCCCGAUGCGCGGUCCUGCCAGGUCUGCAUCGCAAGAAAAGAUAGACUGUGCAGUCAAGUCAAUCCUUGCUAGAUCGGUGUACUAUCUAGUUCAUCUCACAUGUCAAUGACAUCUCACAUAAGCCAAAAUCUCACAUAAGACAAAAUCGUAAGCACACAUAGUCCAUAUCUCAAGAAAAGUUAGUCAAAAUCUGUGCUAUCUGGGCUCCGGGGAGUUCAGGGAAAAUCGCAAGUGAAAAUCGUGCAUAGCAAGGAUCUCAACGUGUUUACACACCUAAGACUACAGAGGUAAAUGUAUGGAGAACACUUUGAUUUAAUUGGGAUCAAUCUCCCAAAGACACUAUGGCCCUCAUUCCGAGUUGUUCGCUCGCAAGCUGCUUUUAGCAGCUUUGCACACGCUAAGCCGCCGC